Messenger RNA from Melanotaenia boesemani (Boeseman's rainbowfish), 1662 nucleotides. Its product is annotated as G-protein coupled receptor 4-like. Gene Ontology annotation, cellular component: membrane. The coding region runs from base 44 to 979 and encodes 311 amino acids. The transcript is spliced from 4 exons. The record is from RefSeq and is a predicted model, not a curated record. Gene Ontology annotation, biological process: phospholipase C-activating G protein-coupled receptor signaling pathway; positive regulation of Rho protein signal transduction. Gene Ontology annotation, molecular function: G protein-coupled receptor activity. NCBI's taxonomy places the organism in Eukaryota, Metazoa, Chordata, Actinopteri, Atheriniformes, Melanotaeniidae.
CUUGAGGGAUUUGCACCAUUCAAAGCCGUUUGCAAACUGGAAAAUGGAUGAUUUCCAUAUCAACACCACCUUAAGAGACAAAAGCUACAACUACAGCAACGUCAGUCUCAACAAUGAUGAUUCUACCAACAACACCUAUUAUUACUAUGAUGAUUACUUCAGCUUCAGAAUCUCCAUACGGAUCCUAAAAGUGGUGGAAUGGAUCGUCAUCUGUUCUGGACUUCCGUUGACUCUAGUGGCCAUCGCUGCAGUUUAUUCUCUGGUACGAAAAGACCACGUUACUCCAGUUUACAUCAUCAACCUUCUGGUUUCUGAUCUUGUUCAGCUCUGCUGUCUGGCUGUAUGGAAGGCUGGAAAGUUUAAUAAAUUAAUUUACUGCUUCUACGUUUUUGGUGUGUUGGCCAGUGUUGGAUUCAUGGUGUGCAUCUCUCUGGAAAGGUAUUUGAUGAUCACUCAGCCUCUGUGGUACAGAUUCAGACGAAACAUCAAGACCUCUGUGGCUGUUUGUGUCGUGGUCUGGAUCCUUUCUUUCACUAUUUCCUUCCCUUUCCAUUUCUAUGCUCUGUAUCACUCAAGAAAUAUCAUAUGUGGGGUCUUCCUCCUCCUCCCCUUCCCCCUGUUCAUCUUCUGCCUGGUUGGGACCAUUAAAGCCCUGUCUGCAGCUCGCAGUGUCUCUGCUGAUGAAAAACGAAGAAUUGUGGCCAUUCUGGUUGUGGUGCUGCUGAUUUACACACUGCUGUUCCUGCCCAACAUCAUUUUGUUUUUGGCAAGAGAAGCCAGAACUAACCGAACCUUCCGCAUGAUAUGUAUCAUGUUAGUUAGGAUCAGUCCUCUUGCAGACUUGAUUCUGUAUAUUUUCAUCAGGAAAGGGACCACAGACAAGCUUUCAGCCUUACUGUGUUGUUGUAAAAUGUCAACCAAUCAGCAGACGAGCAACAGGAGUAAUGACAUGUCAGCUUCAUGUAGUCAGACUAUAUAGAUUUUAAUUUUAGACUGUUAACAGACGUUAUGCUGCAGGUGUAAUAGAGUUAAAGUCUGACAUCAUGUUUUGCAGAAUGUUUUUAUGAAAAUGUUCUUUAUAUAAAAUCUGCUUCUUUUGUUAAGGAAUUACAAUCAUUACCUGAAGUGUUACGACGGAGCUUCGGCAGAUUUUCUCACUUGGUCCCGUAACGAAGGUUAAUUCGUUUGCAUCGUGUCUCUUCUUUCACUGUCUCGUUUUCUUCUCCUUGCUCCCUCUGAUAAUGUCUUCUCCCAUUUCUUGCACAUUCAAAACAGCCGGUGUGUUGAUAUCCAGUUGCUGGCAUGUGACGUGGUACUAUAAAGUAAAACCAGAUUCCACGUGAUGCCCCGGGCUGGGGGGGUGGAGGGAAGAAAGUUGUGAAGUGUGGAGUGUUGCAUCAAAAUGAAGCAGAAUUGCAGAGUUUUAAGGUGGAAAGUUAUGUAAUGUUUCUUAAAGACCAAUUCCUCUUUUUUCUUGUCUUUCCUUUGAGCUGAAGAAAUGUAUUUCCUCAGCACAUUUUUCUUUUGUUUAAUUUUUUUUUAGAUCAGAUCAGAUUAAAAUGUAUUGAUCCCUUUGGGCAGGAUUUCUUAGGAUCCAGCAGCAGUGCAGCACCAUAAGAGUUAAAGAAAAACAUGAUACAGCAAAAAUCUACCCAAAGAAUA